AUGGCGGCUUCGGACGCUUUCAGCGUUCGGAUCGUCUCCGUCGAUUACUACAUGGCGCCUCCGAUCCCAGGCGUCGAUAUCUCUUACAGUAGCUUCCAAGGUGGGAAGGUGAAUGAGGUGCCCGUUAUACGAAUAUUCGGCUCUACUCCGGCUGGCCAGAAAACUUGCUUGCACAUUCAUCGAGCGUUACCAUAUCUAUAUGUGCCAUGCGCCGAUAUACCGAUUCAGCUGCACGAGAAAGGUGAUUCAUACACACAUGAUAUAUCUCUUGCUAUAGAGAAAGCUUUGAAGCUCAAAGGCAAUGCUGGUUCAAAGCGGCAACAUGUGCAUAGUUGCAGCCUUGUCCAGGCAAGGAAGCUUUAUGGUUACCACUCAUCAGAGGAGGUGUUUGUGAAGAUAUACCUCUACUAUCCACAUGAUGUCUCUCGUGCUGCCAAUCUUCUUCUGGGAACUUCAGUUCUUGAUACAUGCUUACAGCCUCAUGAAUCUCAUAUUCCCUUCAUUCUCCAGUUUCUGGUUGACUACAACUUGUAUGGGAUGGGUCAUCUACAUGUAUCGAAGAUUAAGUUCCGUCAUCCAAUACCAGAUGCCUUCUGCCCUAGGAAGUCUGUUCACAAUGGACAGCCUAGUCAGGACAUAGAUAAGUCAACUUGCAUGCCUGCUGAUUUCCAGGCAGAUAUACAUGGCCAUCUGUCUUUGGGUUCACCUGUUUGGAUAUCUUCCACAAUUCCAGUUGACUGGACGUGGAAUUCUCCUGGUGAAUUUGAUGCUUCCUCAAAUCCAGAUAUGAACUGCAUUAAACGUCAAAGUAUUUGUGAACUUGAGGGGGAUGCUACUGUAGAUGAGAUUCUUAAUCAGCAGCUUAAGAUAUAUACAUCCUUCUCGCAAACUCGUUCAGAUGUGAAAAUGGUUCAGUCACUUAUACCAAUUUGGGAGGAGUAUGAAAGGACGGGGAUACAUGAGGCGGCAAUACCUCCUGAUCCUGCCAGACCACUUCCAGAAGAUACUUUGAAAACUCUAGCAGGUGGUCUAGAAUUUAAUAACAAACUUAUCAAAGUGCAUGGUGAAGCAGAAAGUUCUUUGUGUCGAACUCAAUUAAGGAAAGAUGUAAGGUCUGUGGAGCAGAUGACAUCUCCAAAAGAUGAAGGAAAUUUUGUUCAACUCCAAACUGAUAAUCUUACUGAUGGAGAUAUAAUUAGAUCUCCGUCAACACAAGAUUCUACUGAAGAAAGGGUUUCAAAUGCCAAACUUUCAUUGAAUAAGGAACUUCCAGCAUCUCAAGUGAUCGAGACGAUAAAUAUGAAGGCUGCAGAUAAUGAAGCACUGGGUCUUCUUAGGUGGCUUGCCACUUCUCAGGCAGCUGAUGAUAUAAACUCUGAUGAUGAACUUGUUUGUGAAACAAUUCUGAGUCCCUUGUUGCCUGCAACAACCAUUGACAAGGUUCUGGAGAAAGCUAAUGUGGACUAUGAGACUGAAUCCCAAAAGGAGUGUCAGGACAUCCUUGAUUCAGUUGGUGAUUUAAUCGACUUUGAAGGAGGAAAGGAAAAAGCUUCUUACCCUUCAGAUCGGAACCAUUCCUCCAAACGCUCAUCUGAGUAUGUGAUUCCCCAGGUGGAUGGUUGUGGGGAUGAUGCUAUCUCAACUCCUUGUGAUGGAUCAAGUGGAAGCUUUUCUGAAAUAGAGGGGAAGAGUGAAUUGAGAACCUCUGAUCACCAGGUGCAAGAUGCGAGCUCAAGCUUCAAUCAUAAGCACAAAAGGAAAAAAUCAUUAUGGGGCUCUUUACCUUUGUCUGCGACCCAAAAGAUGAAGACAGAAGGUGAACUUGUCAAGUUAUACAGAGAAACUAAUAAACCUGUUGGUACAAGUUCCUCUUCUGAAAAUGAGGUGGGAAAACGUGCAGGCACUGGUGCUUGUGACUUAAAAGAGAGUAGUAUGUUGGCAAGAUGCUCUGUGAGGGACUUGAUGAGGAGAAAACGAUCCUACCGAAUUGAGCCACCUGAAUGUGGUUCUCAAGGGAUUAAAGAGGUUCUUCUGGGGAGGGAAGAAAAUGAAGAUACACUUCUCUGCGCAAAACGUUUAGAUUUUCAAAUGUCAUGUGCUGAUGCCACAACUUUUGAAACAACUUUUGAAGGCUUAUCUUCCAAGGGUGGAGUGUGUGAAGUGCCUUUUGAGAAUCCUGUGGGUGUAAAUGCCAUAACUGUCGCUGCUUUUCUAAACAACAAGGGGAGUGGUGGUCAGAAACUGGGUGUUGACUCUGUUUUAUCUGGGCUUAGAAACUCACCAUUUGGGGUCAUCCCUUCGGAUGAUAAGGGUUUAAUUGAAAUGAGCUUCUGCAGGAAACCCCCUGUUGCAGACUGGAACUACGGGGAAUCUAAAAAUGCUUCAUGGUUAUAUGACGGGAGAGCUACGGAUGAAUUUUGCCCCUUUUUUGUGCGAGACUGCCAAGAUGAGACAGAAAUUCAGAACGAGUGUGUCAGAAGUGAAUCCAGUUCUCAUCAAGAAUCUGUUAUGGGUGUACCUAUUCACUAUCAAACUGAUGGCUCUUACUUGUAUCUGUUAACACCUGCAACUACACCCCCUUCUGCCAAAAAUGUAUGUAGAUGGUUGUCAAGUGAUGAAAAAGGAUCUUCUAGGAAUCUCACUGGUCUGCAGAGUUAUUUGCCUAAUGAUUGGGACAAAAGUUCACCUGAAUGUGGUUCUAUAGAUGAUGUUCUGCCUAUUCUACACCAAGGAUCUCAAGAGGAUCAUGGAAAUCAUGAAACAGAAAGGACAGAAAUAGUGCAAAGAGAAGGAGAUGCUGUAAAAGUUCAAACAUGCUCUGAAUACUCACAAGAUAGUUCUCAGAUUUCUGGUCCAGAUAGGAGAUCAAAGCCCACUCCUCUUAGUCAGAUUGGAUUCAGAGACCCUGCAAGUGUUGGCGGAGGCCAACAGCUGACAUUGUUAAGUGUAGAGGUUCAAGCAGAAUCAAGAGGAGAUCUUCGACCUGAUCCUCGGUUUGAUGCCAUCAGUUUGAUCUCUCUUGCUGUUCAGAAUGAUAGUGAUUCUAUUGUUGAAGUUUUUGUGCUUUUGCACAGUAAAGCUGAAAGUUCUCAGAGGAGUCUUGAUGGAAUUUCUGGCUGCAAGGUGUUGGUUUUUCAUGAGGAGAAGUACUUAUUUGAUCAUUUUAUAAAAAUUGUAUGCUCAUUGGACCCAGAUGUUUUGAUGGGUUGGGAUAUACAAGGUGGUUCUCUUGGGUUUUUAGCAGAAAGGGCUUCGCUUUUUGGUAUAGGCUUACUCAACAAGAUAUCUCGGGUACCAUCUGAAACCAAGAUGGAGGCUGAAGAUUUAGAAGUUCCGGAGAAAGCAAUACAAGAAAAAAUGAUUCAUGAGGCGGUCAUUGCUGAUCCAGUUGUACUAGAUCCAAUAGUGGAGGAUGAAUGGGGAAGAACUCAUGCCAGCGGUGUCCAUGUUGGCGGUAGAAUUGUCCUUAACGUCUGGCGGCUGAUGCGUGGUGAAGUCAAGCUCAAUAUGUACACAGUUGAAGCUGUUGCUCAAGCUGUGUUGAGGCGAAAAGUCCCAUAUAUUCUUAAUAAAGUACUGACGAAAUGGUUUUCAAGUGGCCCUGGACAAGCCAGAUAUCGAUGUAUUGAAUACUUAAAUGAGAGAGCAAAGCUGAGCCUUGAGAUAAUGAAUCAAUUAGACAUGAUAAAUCGAACAUCAGAACUUGCUCGUGUAUUUGGCAUUGACUUUUUUUCAGUUCUGUCUAGAGGUUCACAAUACCGUGUUGAAUCCAUGUUUCUGAGAUUGGCCCAUGCUCAAAACUAUGUUGCCAUUUCCCCUGGGACGAAACAGGUUGCUUCUCAACCAGCAAUGGAGUGCCUACCUCUUGUCAUGGAACCAGAGUCUGGUUUUUAUGCAGAUCCAGUUGUCGUUUUGGAUUUUCAGUCUCUUUAUCCAUCAAUGAUUAUUGCAUACAACCUUUGCUAUUCUACAUGCCUUGGAAAAGUUGUGCCUUCAGAGGCAAAUAUCCUUGGAGUCAGUUCAUUUUCACCAGAUCCCCAUGAUCUGCAUAAUUUAAAAGAUCAGAUUCUGCUGACUCCCAAUGGUGUUAUGUAUGUACCAGAAAAGGUUCGUAAAGGUGUACUACCUCGUUUAUUAGAGGAAAUAUUGUCAACGAGAAUAAUGGUUAAACAAGCUAUGAAAAAGUUGUCUUCUUCAGAGCAAGUUCUUCACAGGAUAUUUAAUGCAAGACAGCUUGCUCUGAAGUUGAUAUCAAACGUAACAUAUGGCUAUACGGCUGCUGGGUUUAGUGGCCGUAUGCCUUGUGCCGAGAUUGCAGACAGUAUUGUUCAGUGUGGCCGUAGUACAUUGGAAAAGGCUAUUUCAUAUGUAAAUGCACAUGGGAAGUGGAAGGCUAGAGUUAUUUAUGGUGACACAGACAGCAUGUUUGUUCUCCUAAAGGGACGCAGCAUUGAAGAUUCUUUUCAGAUUGGACAUGAGAUUGCAUCUGAAAUUACUGCUAUGAAUCCAAAUCCAAUUGCUUUGAAGAUGGAAAAAGUUUAUAGCCCGUGCUUCCUCCUUACUAAAAAGCGUUAUGUUGGUUACAGUUAUGGAAGCCCUGAACAGACUGAACCUAUUUUUGACGCUAAAGGUAUUGAGACGGUUCGCAGGGAUACAUGUGGGGCUGUUGCCAAGACAAUGGAGCAGUCUUUGAGACUUUUUUUUGAACAUCAGGACAUGAAUGAGGUUAGAGCAUACUUACAGCGUCAAUGGAAGCGGAUUCUAUCUGGAAGGGUGUCUCUUCAAGAUUUUGUAUUUGCAAAGGAGGUUCACCUAGGCACCUACCGUGCGAGUGCUUUUUCGUCACUUCCACCAGCUGCAAUUGUUGCCACAAAAGCUAUGAGAACUGACCCUAGGGCAGAACCACGUUAUGCAGAGCGUGUACCUUACGUUGUAAUCCAUGGGGAGCCUGGGGCCCGUCUGGUUGACUUGGUGGUGGAUCCAUUGAUUCUCUUGGCUAUUGAUUCCCCCUACAGAUUAAAUGAUCUUUAUUACAUCCACAAACAGAUAAUCCCAGCUUUGCAGCGAGUGUUUGGGCUUCUUGGAGCUGACUUGAGCCAGUGGUUUUCAGAUAUGCCCCGCCCCGCUAGAGAAGCCUUUGGUAAACGCCUCUUUUACGCUUCCAAUCCGCACCGAACCAGAAUUGAUUAUUACUAUCUUUCAAGGCAUUGUAUCUUGUGCGGUGAGUUGGUCCAGGCAUCAGCCCAUCUAUGCAAUCAAUGUUGUGAAAACAAAAGUUUUGCUGCUGUAGCUGUAACUGGAAGAACUUCAAAACUGGAGAGGGAGAUGCAGCAGCUUGCUGGUAUUUGUCGACAUUGCGGAGGGGGGGACUGGGUUGUAGAAAGUGGCAUCAAAUGCACUUCUCUUGCAUGCUCAGUGUUUUAUGAGAGGCGUAAAGUUCAGAAAGAACUACAAGGGCUUACUUCUGUUGCUGCGGAAACGGGUUUCUAUCCUAAAUGUAUGGUUGAGUGGUUUUGA
Molecule: messenger RNA, 5517 nt
Organism: Prunus armeniaca (apricot)
Lineage: Eukaryota; Viridiplantae; Streptophyta; Magnoliopsida; Rosales; Rosaceae
Source: the annotation of a GenBank genome assembly